Pundamilia nyererei is the source of this 2276-nucleotide messenger RNA. RefSeq names its product galectin-related protein. The record is from RefSeq and is a predicted model, not a curated record. NCBI's taxonomy places the organism in Eukaryota, Metazoa, Chordata, Actinopteri, Cichliformes, Cichlidae. The transcript is spliced from 3 exons. Gene Ontology annotation, molecular function: carbohydrate binding. Bases 417 to 800 code for a protein of 127 amino acids.
ACAUUUUGGAAAUAAAGUAACACUUUAGCCUUUUCUGGUCAGAUUAUGCAUUUACACAGUGACUGCCCUACAAUAUAUAGUGCCUGGAGGUGACUGUUGUUGUGAUUUGGUGCUACAGAAGUGAAUUUAAUUUUUUCAACAAAAAAGCACAUUUGUAUUCUUUCCGUUUUGUCUUAAAAGUUUUCAGCUUUAUUCUUGAAUUCUCAGUAAUUUUUGUAAUUUUAUUGUACCAUAUAUUUCCAUUAGAUUCAUCCAAAAUUAUUUAGGCUCACCACUUGCUUGCCUUUUGAUUUUUUAGUUUUUAACUUUAUUAUUUAAAUCAAAUUUAAUUAACUGUGGUUUUUCAGCAUUUUGUUGCUCUAUGCAAAUGCUUGUGUGUGCAGGCAGUUCCUUUCAGAGGUCAUAUCCCAGGAGGAAUGCAGCUGGGGAAAAGGAUCACAGUGAUUGGUACUGUGAAUCCCCAUCCUGAUAGGUUCUACAUUGCCCUGACAUGUGGUUGUGGCACAUCCAGGGAGCCUCCACCUGAUGUGGCUCUGGAGAUGUGUGUUCGAUUCAAGGACAGACAAGUGCUACGAAGAGCCUGCAUGUCUGGAUCCUGGGGAGAUGUUGACAAAGCUGUUCCUUUUUUCCCCUUCAUCAGAGACCAGCCCUUCAAGAUUGAGAUUCGGUGUGAACAAAGCAGAUUUCGUGUGUUUGUGGAUGGCCAGCAGCUGUUUUAUUUUCACCACAGAGUGACAUCACUCAAAGACAUUGAUACCUUAUGGAUCAAAGGUAGCAUCAUUAUCUCCAAACUGGGUUAAGCAGUGUCCCUGCUCAGCAGGAGGUCUCGGAUUUCAGUGUUAUUUGCACUGUGUGUAUUCACUCCAGGCGUUCUGGUACCAGAUGAUGCUGGUACAACAAAACAAGUUUCACAAAUGUCCAUAUUAGUGUGUGAUUAAUAGUUUCUGAUGUUCAGAAAUGCAUUGUGCGUUCUACAAACAAAUGUUAGUUUAAAUGAAAGUUAAAACUUUAAUAAAUUCAGAUUCCACAUGAAUGGACUGUAGAGUUAUGGGUCUCUGUCAUGAUCCUGGGUCGUUGACCCAGCGUUUUGUGUUUCUUUUUGGGUUCAUCUUGUGUUUGGUGUUUAUUCUGAUUCUGUAUUAAUUCUUUGGGUUGGUUGUCGUGUUAUUAUCCCUACCUGUGUCUCCCCUCUGUGCUCCGUUCAGGUCCCUGCGUUUUUGUUGCAAAACAGUCUGUGUGUUUCCAGUUUUACUUUGUAGGUCUGCUUCUCAUCAUGUCCAUUAGUGUCAGCUGUGUUUCUCGGUGUAUCUACGUCUCUCUGCAUUCUCCGCUCCCCGUUUCAUGCUUAGGUUUGUCAUUUCGUUUUCCCAGUCUAGGUUUUUUUCAGUCAUUCGUCUUUUCUCACUACCUGUUCCGUCGCUCCACUUCUGUAAAUAAAACAUCACUCUCAUCACCAGUCAACUGCCUGCAUUUUGGGUCCUUUUCCUCCUACACCACACGGCUCACCCCGCCAGCCGUGACAGUCUCUUUUCAUCAACAUAUAUCACAACAUCAGUUUCUAGUUCAGUGUAUCAGUGUAUGUAUUAACAGUCUGUAAGUGGAGGCUUUAUUAUAUAAAUACCUGUUUGUCCUAGCUGGAAUUUUACUUGCUACAAAAAUACUUUUGGUUUUGUUCAAUUUUUGUAUUUUUUGGUAAUUAAUGCAUUUAUCAAUACUUCUAACUUGAGCACUUUUGAAAAUCUUCUGUUUGUAGAUUAUUAGAUUACAACAUAUAUUUCUUAAACUGGUUAAUAAAUAUUUAAAAUGUAUACGUUAUUGCCUUUUAUUAAAUCUUAAAGUUAACUGUAAGAUAGUAACAAUUAAUGACUGACUUUUAUUGUUCUUUUAUUUUUUAUCUUUAUCUUUUAUUUUUAAGCUAAUAAUAGAAUCAGGUGCAUUGUGUGUAUUCGCAUUUUAGGGCUGUUAUCAGUUUUGCUUUUAUUGACGCCAAUGUGAAUAAGUGUAGGCCUUAGCUGUAGUACAGCAGUUUCACCAUAAGGUGGCUGCAGAGGAUAUUGGUAUACAUGAGGCAACGGUACAGGUUAACAUGAAAUGAUAAAUCUUCCUGAGAACCAGCCCAAUGUAGUAAAUAAAGGACAUCCUGGGCUUUCCAAUGAUAUCUCAUGUGUUUGGGUGACCCCAAAGACACGGGAAAUUACAAAAAAAAAGUUAAAUCGGAAGAAUCUCUUUCCUUGGUUCUCAGGAGGAUAUAACAAAACAAAGCAAUAAAAGGUUGG